Molecule: messenger RNA, 1445 nt
Organism: Thermothelomyces thermophilus ATCC 42464
Lineage: Eukaryota; Fungi; Ascomycota; Sordariomycetes; Sordariales; Chaetomiaceae
Exons: 3
Coding region: 141-1343 (400 amino acids)
Biological process (GO): transcription initiation at RNA polymerase II promoter; transcription by RNA polymerase II
Cellular component (GO): transcription factor TFIIA complex
Source: RefSeq, a predicted model, not a curated record
UUGCCGACAGGACGUAGAACGGGCACGCCGAAAUCAGUGGCGGUUGGGCAAUUCAGCUGGAAGAAGCAAUUGCUGCGGGGUCUGUGACACAUCCAAGCUCGCUCGGCUCCGGUCAGAGGGCAAGCCAUCCAUCCAUCGCCAUGUCGAACGCAGCGGUCGGACCUGUCUACGACACCAUCAUCACCGAAGUUAUCAAUGCCGUGCGCGUCGAUUUCGAGGAGAACGGCGUCGAUGAUAGCGCGUUGGAGGACCUGAAAAAGACAUGGCAACACAAGCUGUCCCAGAUGAACUUGGCGCAGUUCCCAUGGGACCCCAAGCCCGAACCGCCGCCAACGCCGGCGUCGGCUAACGCACCCCCGGCGUCUGCGCCCCCUAGUGCGCCCCCUAUUACCGCCAAUUACACACAGUCCACGCUGAGUCCCCAGUCCUCCGCUCAGACUCUCUCGCUUCCAGGGUCGCUUCAUCCAAACUCAAACUCGGUGGGCACGAAGCAGGAGCCGGGUUUUACCCAGGCCGAGCCCACCAUUAAGCAGGAACCCGGUCUUCCCCCGGCUCCCUCCGGCUACAACCCCGCCAACGGAGUCCCGCCCAUAGCAGCACAGAGAGCCGCUUCGGCGCUGCACAACCAGUAUGGCCCGCGGGCUGCUAAGUCCAUCGCUCAGAUUAACUCCGCCGCCCAGCAAUCUCAUCAGAAUCAAAGACCCGGCCAGGUGCCUCAGCAGCAUAUGAACCCGCACCAGCAGCAGCAGCAGCAGCAGCAGCAGCAGCAACAACAACAACACCUGAACCCGCAGCAACAGUACAGGCAGAACGUUGCCGCCGCUAUGCAGCAGCAGCGAAUGCAACAAGUCAACCGGACGGGGCCCAACGGUCUGCCGACCUCUCAGGUUGAUGGACCCAGCGAUGCAGCUGAGGCCGCGUCCUCUGUCACCAUGGAUCGUGCUCAGAUCGAUGAGCUCCUCCAUGCCCAACUUGCAGCGAGAGCCAAGCAAAUGGAAGGCGGCGGCCUGAUGCUGCCGCUCAAGCAGGCGACCAAGGACCGCAGCGUUGCUAGCAAGCAAGCCGGUGCUACUGGCCCUGCCCAGUUUGAUGGCGGGUUAGAUGACGAUGGAAAGAGCGAGGAUGAUGACGAGGAUGCCAUCAACUCUGACCUCGAUGAUCCCGAUGAGAUGGGUGACGACGACGAGGACGAGGAUGAUUCAAUGGGCCAUAUGAUGCUCUGCAUGUACGACAAGGUGCAGCGCGUCAAGAACAAGUGGAAGUGCAUCCUCAAGGACGGAGUGCUUACCGUCAACGGCAAGGAAUACGUCUUCGCCAAGGCGACCGGCGAAUACGAGUGGUGACCACAUCGGCGGUCGUUGCCCAUAGUCAGCCUCGGCUCGUACUGGAGUUCGGUAUUCCUGACGCGUUGUGAUUUUGGCGGAAAGGCUCCCGGCACUUCCUGG